AUGUUCCGCAUCCGGCCCACGACACUGGUGCGCGCCCAGCGUGCUGUGCUGCAGCAGCCCCAGGCUGUUGUGGCCUGCCGUGCUGCCUCCACGCAAGCCAUCUCCAACCCGACCCUGAUCAACAUUGAGAAGAGGUGGGAGGGCCUCCCGCUGCAGGAGCAGGCCGAGCUCUGGAUGUCCCUGCGCGAUCGCAUGAAGGAGAACUGGAAGGAGCUCACAGUCCAAGAGAAGAAGGCUGCUUACUGGAUUGCAUUCGGUCCCCACGGCCCGCGCGCUCUGCCGCCACCGGGUGAGGGCAAGAAGGUUGCCCUGUACACCGCGAUCGGUGUUGGUGCCAGCUUGCUGCUCUUCUCUGGCAUGCGGCUGUUCGCUGGCCCGGCGCCGCCCACCAUGAACCGGGAGUGGCAGGAGGCUGCCAACGAGAAGCUCAAGGAGCAGAAGUCCGACCCGUUUACCGGCAUUGCUUCCGAGGGCUACGCGGGCAAGGGCCAGAUCCAGUCGCCGCCUGCGAGCAGCUAA
Messenger RNA from Grosmannia clavigera kw1407, 519 nucleotides. RefSeq names its product cytochrome c oxidase subunit 5. The transcript has 3 exons. Gene Ontology annotation, biological process: mitochondrial electron transport, cytochrome c to oxygen. NCBI's taxonomy places the organism in Eukaryota, Fungi, Ascomycota, Sordariomycetes, Ophiostomatales, Ophiostomataceae. Bases 1 to 519 code for a protein of 172 amino acids. The record is from RefSeq and is a predicted model, not a curated record.